This is a messenger RNA of Esox lucius (northern pike), 3373 nucleotides long. It is a transcript of the gene cnp, whose product is annotated as 2',3'-cyclic nucleotide 3' phosphodiesterase. The record is from RefSeq and is a predicted model, not a curated record. Gene Ontology annotation, biological process: cyclic nucleotide catabolic process. Lineage: Eukaryota; Metazoa; Chordata; Actinopteri; Esociformes; Esocidae. The coding region runs from base 146 to 2317 and encodes 723 amino acids. The transcript has 4 exons. Gene Ontology annotation, molecular function: 2',3'-cyclic-nucleotide 3'-phosphodiesterase activity; ATP hydrolysis activity. Gene Ontology annotation, cellular component: cytoplasm; membrane.
UGAUUUCAUUUUAUGAGUGUGCUGUGAACACGGAGAUUGUCUGCUGGUCCGCUUUGAAAACGCCUCAAUUGCAGAAUCAGCAGCAUAACUGUAUGCGCUCCUGAAUCGACUACAGCAAAAGGCACGGUCAAAGAAGAAGCCAAAUAUGGAUCCUGAGCAGAACCAGGAGGUGUUGGACCACACCGCAGAGUCUCAAGAGCAUCAGGGCGCAGACUCCCCAAUGGAGUCUAAAGAGACUGAAGAAUCACCAAUCAAUGGGCAAGAAACAAAUACUGAAGAGCAUUCACCAAAGAUAAUACCUGAACCUUUGGAAUCUCCUCAGAAGAUUCCAGAGACAUCUACAGAAGUUGUGCCUAUACCAGAGAAUUCUCCAGUAAAACAACCAGAACCAGAGAGCACAACAGUGAAGGUCUCGGAGCCAGCUGCAGCAUGGCAUGCAGAACCAGAAAACAUCCAGAACCCAGAGCCUGAAAAGCAGCCAAUGCCGGAGAAAACACCAGAGCCUCUGACUUUACAGGACCCUCUGGCAGAGAAAAACAUUGAAACUGAGCCAGAGAAAAUGGCAGUACUAGUCCCAGAGGCUGUUCAUUUGUCUGAGCAGGCAGAGUCAGAGCCUGUCAAACAGCUGGAGUCUGAGGGAGUGAAACUCUUCGAACAACAAGAGAAAAAGCCUGAAGCGCCUGAGAUGCAGACAGAAUCAGAAAUUUUGGAGGAGGCGCCAAAGAUGCAAGAAGAGCCUCAACCCAUAAAAGUGGAGGCAGAAAAACAGGCCAAAGCUGAAACUGUACAAGAACCAGAGUCCGAAAAACCAGUUACAGCUGUGGGGGAAGUGGAACAAGAGAAACCAGUUGAAGUUGAGAUUGUGAAGGUUGAUGCAGAGAAACCAGCUGAAGCUGACAUUGUGAAGAAGGUUGAUGCAGAGAAACCAGCUGAAGCUGACAUUGUGAAGAAGGUUGAUGCAGAAGUGGAAACUCUAAAAGAACAAAAGCCAGAGAUAAUGGAUGUUGAAGCUGUGCUGGAAAAGAAACUGGUAGAUGCAGAAACUGUAAAGGAGGUAGAAUCAAAGAAACAUGCAGAAGAGGUGAAGCAACAGGAGAAGGCAGAAGAUGUCAAGCCGGAGGAACAGGUUCCCGUUCCUGGCACCAUGGCUUUCGCCAUACUGGAGCAUGAGCAAACCAAAGCCACCCUUCGAAACGCUCGCACUCUCGUCAUCCUCCGAGGUCUUCCAGGCAGCGGCAAGAGCCUUUUGGCACGUACUAUUGCAGAUCACUACCAGGAUAUUUGCACUGUCUGCUGUGCUGAUGACCAUGGUGUGAAACCGGAGUGCUCCGGUGCAUCUGCAGAAGGUUACAAGGCCUUUGAUGACGCUCUGGUUGCCUGCUGCAGCGUUGGAACGUCUCAACUGAUUGUCGUGGAUGACACCAAUCACACACACGAUCGGCUGGCCCUCUUGGCGGACGUCGCAGAGCAGCACCGGCUGGUAGCCAUGUUCCUAGAGCCCCGAACUGAGUGGAGCAGGGACUUGUCACAGCUGGCCAAGAAAACUCAGCGCGGUCUAGAGGAAGCCCAGAUCCAAGCCAUGAAAGUUCCACUUGAAGAAACAUCAAUUCCCCUUUUCUUUGGUUGGUUCCUUCUCUCCGGAGUCCAGGACAAGGUCAGGUGCACGUCCAUGGAUUUCCUGAAGACACUGGACACACUCGAGGCCUUCAAGAAACACUUGACUGACUUCACUGGUGAGGCUGAGAAGGAGGUGGACCUGGAGCAGUAUUUCUCAGCCAACAGUGCUCUUCAUUGUACGACCAAAUACUGCGACUAUGGCAAGGCUGAGGGAGCCAAGGAAUACGCAGAACAUGCAGCUGUUAAAGAGCUGUACGGCUCUGUGUUCGAGCUGUCCCUCAGUGCCCUCUUCGUCACACCUCGCACUGUGGGUGCUCGUGUGUCACUCACUGAGGACCAGCUGACCCUGUGGCCUUCCGACGCUGAGAAAGAGGCCGAGUCUGUGGUCCCGGCAGCCGCCACCCUGCCCCCUGGCAGCCGCGCCCAUGUGACCCUGGGCUGUGCUGACGGUGUUGAGAUGGUGCAGACGGGCUUUGACCUGCUGGAGAUCCUAGCCCUGAAGCAAGAGGGUCAGGAGGGAGAGUUGGUGGAGGAGAUGGAGCUGGGUUCCCUGGCCUACUACGGUAAGGGGAGGUGGCUGCUCAGUCUGAGGGAGCCCAUCUCUGCCCAAGCCUGCUUCUCUAGCCUCUACGGGCCCAAGAAGGUGGAUGCCAAGAAAGAUGGAGACAAGAAGAAGAAGCCAAAGUGUACCAUUCUCUAAAGGAGAUGUGGGGGAUGGUGGUGUUUGUCUCUGGAGUAGUGGCAUACUAGUGUUCUUAUUUUUCUGUGGGGAGGUUUGUGUGUUUGUGCUACUUUUGGGGUUUGGAAGGUGUCUUGAAUUUCUCACCCUGAAAAUCCACAAACUGUGUGCCUUUCUCUAUUGCUUUGCUGCACAACCCAAGAGGCCUUUAAACCACAGUUAGGUCAAGCUUAGCGUUUUGUUCAGUGUUUCAGGCAUUUCGGUGUCAUCGCUGCAACUAGAUAGGUUUUUCCCUAUAGACAGGGCCUGAUGUCAUGGCUUAGUUGCAGUUUAGACAAAGGUAGUACUGCUUUUCCCCAUUUAUGACCACUAAUUUCCCUACUCAGUUCAUUUCUAACACUAUAUACACAACCUGUCCAUCAUAUGUCAGUGUUCUUGAGCAUUUAGCUUAAGUAUUCAUUUCUUCAUUCAGUGUGAGUGGCUCAUAGUGUUUUCAUUGCAUGCAAGACUUAGUCAUUAACAUCUGCAAAAUACAAAAAAAAAAACAGUUGCAUAUGUAGUUGUGAUUUCUUGUGACACUGAUCAUUUCCUUAGUUACUGGUUGUUAACCAGCUAUGUCGUGUUUGAUCAUCUGUCUGUGUGUGUAUUCGGGACAAGAUGUCAAUGGGGGGGGGGAUUAUGUAGCUCAUGGGCCAAAAAGUGUGUCUUUAUGCUUGAUUCGAUGUUUGACUGUGAAUGUCCUUUAUGGAGGUCCUUCCUGGUGAACUCUUUUUGCAGUGCUGCAGAAAUCAAAGGGAGAAUGCUGAUGAAUGUGCAAUUUGUUUCAUUAGCUGGCACUUACUUGGUACUUAUGAAAUGCUGUGAAACCAAGGCCACAAAUUUGCAAUCUUCUGUAGUCUGAGAGACUGCAGCCUGGAACCUGGGAUAUCCUUUUUUCUGUCUCAAGCGCACGUAGUUUUUACAUGUCAACUUGUAUUCACUGUCAUGACUGAUGUGUAGAUGUCUUAGGGCAGUGCCAUACUCACUAUUUUUGCACUUGUUUUGUACACUUAUUAAAUGAAUUUGCUUCGCUCAAAA